AUGACGACCGCAGAGCUCGCCGACGUGCUCCAAACCGCGAGCGUGGUGACCCGCUACUGCCUCCCCGAAGGCAGCAGCGAGCUUCCCCACAAGCUUUUACAAUUCGUCGCUGCGCGCGAGUCAGCCGAGACCCAGGACCCGUUCUACAAGCGAUGGCUGCUCAAUCGCACCGCCGAGCUCGCUGCGAGGGACGGAGACCUACCAACAGUUCGGUGGCUGAUGGAGAGCUACUUGCCUGCUGAGUCCGUGGACAACGUGGUGGGUGAAGCUGCUGCCAAUGGGCACCUGGAGAUCCUGCAGUGGCUUUAUGACCAGCACCGAGAUCGUGUGUGCUUUGGAGGCCUCGAGAUGUGCGGUGCCGUGAAGAACGAACACGAGCGUGUGGUUGCUUGGCUGCGGGAGCACGCAGUGCCUAGAGCCGAGUGCCGGAAUGAUGUACUGCGCGCUGGUGCUGAAGCUGGCGACCUGGAUGUCGUCAAGUGGCUGUGUGAAGACCGUGGCUCUGAUGGAACAGCACUUGUCAAGAUUGCAAUUAGAUGCUGUCAGUGGGAGACAGCGCGCUGGAUCAUGGAGCUAUGUGGCAUGAAGAGGAUUCCGCUCGACACGUAUUUCCCAGCGCGCCCCGGCAAUCUGUCGUUCCUGAAGUACCUGACCGCACGAGAGUUGGGCAGUUUUCACGUGGGUACUCUUCUCGCUGCUGCAGCACAUGGACACCUUGAUGUAGUCAAGUGGCUUCAUUUGGAACAAGGGGUGGAUUUGACCGUCGAUGCGAUGCGAGAUGCGGCGCAGAAUGGACAUUUGGGCGUGGUGCAGUGGCUUUUUGAGAGGAGAUGCGGCAUGUGCGAUUCAUCCGUACUGGCGAGCGCUGCGAAGGCCGGUCAUCUCGAAGUGGUCAAAUGGCUCCAUACAACUCGUAACGAAGGCUGUUCCGAAAGAGCUAUGGACGAAGCUGCUGUGAAUGGGCACUUGGAUGUUGUGCAGUGGCUGCACAAACACCGAAGUGAAGGCUGUACAAAAUUGGCUAUGGAUGGCGCUGCUGCGGCUUGCAACGGCCACCUCGAUGUCGUCAAGUGGUUGCAUUACAAUCGAUCGGAAGGAUCCACGACACUAGCGCUGGACUUAGCAGCUCAAAAUGGUCACUUCUCUGUUGUCAAAUGGCUGCACGAAAAUCGGUCCGUAGGCUGUACGCCCGCGGCAAUGGAAAAAGCUGCCAAGUACGGCUAUUUGCGGAUAGUAAAGUGGCUCUAUGUUCACAGUCAGGUGAGCUGCUCAGCGACCACCAUGGACAAGGCGGCCGCGUCAGGGCAUCUGGACGUCUUGAAGAGGAUGACCGAGAACUGCAGCGAACGCUGCUCCAGCGUUGCGAUGACCCACGCCAUCAUGCGCGGGCACUUUGACCUGCAACAGUGGUUGCUGGCAAACUACGGCGACGAGCUCUUCGGCUGCCAUUUUGAAGCACCGAGACUGGACUGGUGUUCGAGCAACAGUCAAAGCUUUCGACAAAUCGAGCGGGCACCGCCACCGCCGGUGGAAGUCAACUACAACUGGGAUUGGGUGCUCGCCGCCGCAGUUGGGAAGAGGAAACGAGGCACCGGGUCGCUUCGUAACCAGCGGCGGCAGGCGAAGCGUACGGCCGGUCGAGAACGGAACCAGGCUGCCGUGAAGAAGCGCAUGAUGUCGUCGGGAGUUAUCCUCACGAAGCGCACGCCGAAGACAACACCGCGCCAGCGCAAGACCCCGGUGAAGCCUAAGCCGGUGUCCAUGCGCGCGUGGCGAGGUGAGAGCCCGAUCCCCAACCGGGGGGACGGCAUCAAUCGUGGCUGGGCACAGGUGCCAGCCAAGCGCAUGGCCCAUGAAACUCAGAAUCAUCUCCAGCUCAACUUCUAUCGGCGCAUCAAGCAGUACAUUUAA
Molecule: messenger RNA, 1911 nt
Organism: Phytophthora sojae
Lineage: Eukaryota; Oomycota; Peronosporomycetes; Peronosporales; Peronosporaceae
Exons: 7
Coding region: 1-1911 (636 amino acids)
Molecular function (GO): protein binding
Source: RefSeq, a predicted model, not a curated record